AUGUCAUCCAUAAAAAAGCGACCGCUCUCGCUGGACCGUGCUGUUACUCCUCCCCCAAGCAAGAAGAUCCACAUGGCAAGCAACUCCGCGCACGUGGCCUCGGCGAUCAAUCCCCCAUUGAUCAAGAUCGUCAGUUGGAACGUCAACGGUGUAAAUGCUUUUCUCCAGAAGAAGAUCUCAUUCUCGCACAGUCCCGCCUCUUCGCUACGGCAAGCCCUUCGGACUCUCGGCUGGCCCCAUUUCCUAUGCUUGCAAGAAGUGAAAAUUGCUCCGUCCGACCUGGCCACGCAGAAUGGGCUACGGCAGGCCGCCAACGAGAAAGCGUUGCCCGAGGAGCCCACGUACGAAAUUGUCUACUCUCUACCGCGAGAUAGGUACAAUGCAACGGGUUUUGGCGGCAAAGUACAUGGUGUGGCUACCCUGAUCCGGAAAGAUUUCUAUGCUUCUAUCACGUCGACGAGGAUCCCAGAAUGGGACCGGGAGGGCCGAAUUCUACUCCACGAAUUCCAAAACCUAGUCCUCAUCAACGGCUAUUGGAUCAACGGCACCGCUAAUUCUUACCGUAGUCCACACACGGGCGAACCGGAUGGAGAUCGCCACAGCCUCAAACUUCGCUAUCACAGAAAGAUCCUCAACCAAGUGCUACAAUAUGAAAGAGCUGGUAAACUUGUGGUGCUUGUCGGAGAUAUGAAUGUGGCUAGAGCGCACAUCGAUGGCUACCCCAACCUUCGCGAGUACCCUUCUCAGCAUGUCCUCAAUCGAAGAGAUUUCAAUGAGAAGUUUUUCGGACCUGAAGGGAUGAAUGGCGUUGAUGUCUUUCGCUACUUCCAUGGCAGCCAAAGGAAGUACACUUGGCACCAUGCAAGCUCGCCGCAUGGCACAAAAUGUGACCGAGUCGACCUCAUCAUAGCCAGUAAGGCAUUGGUCGAGGACUGGGCGGCUGUUAUCGAUUCCGACAUCUGUGAUGACGCCCAAGCAAAACAGCACAGUGACCAUGUCCCGUUGUGGCUGACUCUGGAUCUUUCCAAAUGCCCACUCUUCGAGGUCAGAGAAAUCCUAAAGGCAUCAUGA
Cyphellophora europaea CBS 101466 is the source of this 1071-nucleotide messenger RNA. RefSeq lists its product as uncharacterized. The transcript has a single exon. Gene Ontology annotation, cellular component: nucleus. NCBI's taxonomy places the organism in Eukaryota, Fungi, Ascomycota, Eurotiomycetes, Chaetothyriales, Cyphellophoraceae. The coding region runs from base 1 to 1071 and encodes 356 amino acids. Gene Ontology annotation, molecular function: phosphoric diester hydrolase activity; DNA-(apurinic or apyrimidinic site) endonuclease activity; double-stranded DNA 3'-5' DNA exonuclease activity. The record is from RefSeq and is a predicted model, not a curated record. Gene Ontology annotation, biological process: base-excision repair.